Messenger RNA from Octodon degus (degu), 2751 nucleotides. Its product is annotated as zinc finger protein 709-like. The record is from RefSeq and is a predicted model, not a curated record. The transcript is spliced from 4 exons. The coding region runs from base 106 to 1974 and encodes 622 amino acids. Gene Ontology annotation, molecular function: DNA-binding transcription activator activity, RNA polymerase II-specific; RNA polymerase II cis-regulatory region sequence-specific DNA binding. NCBI's taxonomy places the organism in Eukaryota, Metazoa, Chordata, Mammalia, Rodentia, Octodontidae. Gene Ontology annotation, biological process: regulation of transcription by RNA polymerase II. Gene Ontology annotation, cellular component: nucleus.
ACGUGUUACGGUGCUCCAGCCACCGAGGUGGCUUUGCUGCGGCGUUGGUCGCAUUCUGAGCCUGGUAGCCGAAGGGGGGACCCCAGAGCCCUCGAAAGCUACGCAAUGGAUUUGGUGACCUUUGAGGAUGUGGCUGUGCACUUCACUCAAGAGGAGUGGGCUUUGCUGGAUCCUUUCCAGAAGAAUCUGUACAGAGAUGUGAUGGAGGAAACUGUCAGUAAUCUGGCCUCUGUAGGAAUAAAAUUGGACGACCUGAAUAUUGAAGAACUUUACCAAAGUCCUGACGAAAACCUAAGAAGUCAUGUGGUAGAGAGACUCUGGGCAAGGGUAGAAGAUGGUCAAUGUCGAGAAACUUUCAGACAGAUUCCAGAUACUAGGGUCAGCAAGAAAACUCCUGCUGUAAAAUCAUAUGACUGCCGUGUGUGUGGAGAAGUCUUCAUUGGUCAUUCAUCCCUAAAUAGGCACAUGAAAGCUCACACUGAACAUAAACCAAGUGAACACAAGGAUGGAAAGAAGACAAAUCAAGAUAAGCAAUGUGGAAAUGCCUUCAGUUUUUGCUAUAAAAAAUCUGAAAGAACUUGCGUUGAAGAGAAAUCUUAUCAGUGUAAGGAAUGUGGAAAAUUCUAUAUUUCUCUAUUAAACUUUCAAAGACACAUUGAGAGGCACAGUGGAGAGAGACCUUAUAAAUGUAAGAUAUGUGGCAAAGACUUUUAUUCUUCUAGUUCUUUUCAAAUACAUGAAAGAACUCACACCGGAGAGAAACUCUAUCAAUGUGAACAGUGUGGUAAAAGUCUAAGUACUUCCAAAGCCUUUCAGAUACAUAAAAGAACUCAUACUGGAGAGAAACCUCAUGAAUGUAAGGAAUGUGGGAAAGCUUUCAACUGUCCCAGUACUUUUCAAAGACAUAAAAGAAUUCACACUGGAGAAAAACCCUAUGAGUGUAAAAAAUGUGGUAAGGCUUUCAGUCGUUUCAGUUCUUUUCGAAUACAUGAAAGAAUGCAUGCUAGGAAAAACACAUGCUAUGAAUGUGAUGAAUGUGGGAAAGCUUUCAUUUCUUUUGCAUCUUUUCAAAGACACAUGAUAACGCAUACUGGAGAUGGACCUCACAAAUGUAAGGAAUGUGGAAAAGCAUUCAUUAGUUCUAGUGCAUUUCAAAUACAUGAACGACAACACACUGGAGAGAAGCCCUUUGAGUGUAAACAGUGUGGAAAAAUGUUAAGUAGUGCCAGUUCCUUUCAAAUACAUGAAAGGACUCACACUGGAGAGAAACCAUAUGAAUGUAAGGAGUGUGGGAAAACCUUCAGUUGUCCCAGCUCCUUUCAAAGACAUGAGAAGACUCACACUGGGGAGAAGCCAUAUGAGUGUAAGCAGUGUGGUAAGGCUUUUAGUCGUUCCUGCUACCUUCAGAUGCACGAAAAGUCUCACACUGGAGAGAAGCCCUACAUUGGAGAGAAGCCUUACCAGUGUAAACUGUGUGGUAAAGCAUUUCGUAGUUCUAGUUCCUUUCAGAUUCAUGAAAGAACUCAUACUGGAGAAAAACCCUAUGAAUGUAAAGAAUGUGGGAAAGCCUUCAGUUGUCAAAGUUCACUUAAAAGACAUGAAAAGAUUCACACUGGAGAGAAACCGUAUCAGUGUACACAGUGUGGUAAAGCUUUUGGACGUUACAGUUCCCUUCAAAUACAUGAAAGAAAUCACACUGGAGAGAAACCAUAUGAAUGUCAAGAAUGUGGUAAAGUCUUCAGUAGUUCUAGUUCGUUUCAAAUACAUAAAAGAACACACACUGGGGAGAAACCCUAUGUUUGUCAAGAAUGUGGGAGAGCCUUCAGUUGUCCCAGUACCCUUCAGAAACACAGAAGGUCUCACACUGGAGAAAAACCCUAUGUGUGUAUGAAGUGUGGGAAAGCUUUCAGUCGGUCUAGUAACUUUCGAACACACCAAAGAUCUCAUUCUGAAGGAAAAACUGCACAAAUAUAGUAAGGGUGGGUAAGCCUUAUCUUGUUGCAGUUCCUUUGAGAAGUGUAGAAGAGAUCAUGUUGUGGAGGCACCCUGUGCAAAGAAUAUAGGAAGGCAUUCUUUGUGCAGCUUUUUAGCAUAUUUGAGAAUGUAUAUUGGUGAGAAACCUUUUAAGUACAGAUGGUAACAGUGGCUUUUGUGUUCCACUUCAGCUUGAAGUCAUGAAAGAACAAUGGAGAGAAUAUAAGCAGCAUACAUAAGCCUUCAUUUGGCUCAAAUCCUUACAGAGAUGGGUAAGAAGGCUCACUGGGGAUUGGUGGUGUGGCUCUUCGGUAAAGGGCCUGCAUCACAGUCACAGUUCAAUCGCAGCACUACCACCAGAAAAUCUGUUUUUUGAGCCCAGCACUCCCACCAGAAGAAGGAAGGAGGGAGGCAGGAGAGAGUGCACACUGGAUUAAAAGGUUGAGAGUAUGAAAAGUAUGUUUGCCAUUUUAAAAAUAGAGACUUACAACUAUUUCCAGCUUAGUGAAAUAUACAAAUUGAAAUAAUAUGAAAAACCUAAUGUAAAUACGUAAUGCUCCAGGAAGCACACAUUGUGAAGGAAAUGGUGUAAAAGAUAAAAAUGGAUUUUCUUUUAUAAAUGGUUCUUUGUUAAUGUGGACAUUGGGCCUGUGGAGAUUACUACUUUGCAAAGAAUCACUGAGGUGAGAUAAUUCUGUAAAUACUUUUAAAGCAACUGUGAAUUUAAUAUGUGUGUUUUGUUUGUUUUUUUUUUUUUUUGUACAAAUAUUCAAACUG